AUGACAAUUACGCCGGCCGUUCGCAUUUCCGAUCAGAAAUUGAUCGUGAAGGACCGGACGAUCCUAACAAAUGUGCCAGAAAAUGUGAUCACCACUUCCGGCACGACAACCGGUCCAGUGGAAGGUGUGUUCGUCGGUGCGAUGUUUGAUGGAGAUAACAGCAAACAUGUGGUGUCCCUCGGUACGUUACGUGACGUACGGUUCAUGGCAUGUUUCAGGUUCAAGCUAUGGUGGAUGGCUCAGAGAAUGGGAGAUCAAGGACGUGACAUACCACUAGAGACACAGUUCUUACUCGUUGAAACCCAAGAUGGGUCUCACCUAGAAUACGAUAAUGGAGAUGAAGAGAAUCAGAUUGUUUAUACUGUGUUUCUUCCUCUAAUUGAAAGCCCAUUUCGAGCAUGUCUUCAGGGAAAUUCACAAGACGAGCUCGAGCUUUGUCUUGAGAGUGGUGAUUCAGAGACAAUGGCGUCGGCGUUUACUCAUUCGGUGUAUGUUCAUGCUGGGACAGACCCGUUUGGGACCAUCACAGACGCCAUUAGAGCUGUGAAGUUUCAUCUCAAGACUUUCAGGCAACGCCCUGAAAAGAAGUUGCCCGGAAUUGUAGACUAUUUUGGGUGGUGCACAUGGGAUGCUUUUCAUCAGGAAGUGACUCAGGAGAGUGUUGAGGCCAGUCUCCAGAGUCUCGCCGCCGGUGGGACACCGCCUAAGUUCGUGAUCAUUGAUGAUGGGUGGCAGUCUGUCGGCGGUGACCCAACUCAGCAACCACCACAACAGCCACCGUUAAUGAGAUUGACAGGGAUUAAAGAAAAUUCCAAGUUUCAGAACAAGGAGGACCCAACAAUGGGGAUCAAGAACAUAGUCAACAUUGCCAAAGAAAAGCAUGGGUUGAAGUAUGUGUAUGUGUGGCACGCUAUUACUGGCUACUGGGGUGGGUUCAGGCCAGGGGUGAAGGACAUGGAGGAAUAUGGGUCGUUGAUGAAGUAUCCAGCGGUGUCAAAGGGGGUGCUAGAGAAUGAGCCAACGUGGAAGAAUGAUGCAAUUGCAGUGCAGGGUUUGGGGCUGGUGAACCCGAAGAAUGUGUACAAGUUUUACAGUGAGUUGCAUAGUUACUUGGCCUCUGCUGGUAUAGAUUGGGUUAAGGUGGAUGUGCAGUGUGUGUUGGAGACUCUUGGGGGUGGUCUGGGUGGUAGGGUUGAGCUGACCAGACUGUGUCAUCAAGCUCUUGAUGCUUCAGUUUCUAGGAAUUUUCCAGAUAAUGGGUGCAUUGCUUGCAUGAGCCACAAUACUGAUGCACUUUACUGCUCCAAACAAACGGCUAUCGUUAGAGCAUCAGAUGAUUUCUAUCUGCGUGAUCCCGUGUCACACACCAUCCACAUAGCCGCAGUUGCAUACAAUAGUGUCUUCCUUGGAGAAUUUAUGCAGCCUGAUUGGGAUAUGUUCCACUCCCUCCAUCCAGCGGCUGAGUACCAUGGAUCAGCUAGGGCGAUCAGCGGUGGUCCCCUUUACGUAAGUGAUGCACCUGGGAAGCACAAUUUUGAUCUCCUAAAGAAACUUGUUCUGCCAGACGGUUCAAUUCUCCAAGCACGCUUGCCUGGUCGGCCUACCAAGGAUUGCCUAUUCUUCGACCCUGCUCGUGAUGGUGUUAGCCUGUUGAAGAUUUGGAACAUGAACAAGUACACUGGAGUGUACAACUGCCAAGGUGCAGCAUGGAACAGCGUUGAGAGAAAGAACACUUUCCACCAAACUAAAUCUGAAGCUAUAUCAGGCUAUGUUAGAGGCCGAGAUGUCCAUCUCAUUGCUGAAGUUGCCAUGGACUCCAACUGGAAUGGUGACUGUGCUGUCUACUGUCACCGGAGUGCAUCAGAUGAUUUCUAUCUGCGUGAUCCCGUGUCACACACCAUCCACAUAGCCGCAGUUGCAUACAAUAGUGUCUUCCUUGGAGAAUUUAUGCAGCCUGAUUGGGAUAUGUUCCACUCCCUCCAUCCAGCGGCUGAGUACCAUGGAUCAGCUAGGGCGAUCAGCGGUGGUCCCCUUUACGUAAGUGAUGCACCUGGGAAGCACAAUUUUGAUCUCCUAAAGAAACUUGUUCUGCCAGACGGUUCAAUUCUCCAAGCACGCUUGCCUGGUCGGCCUACCAAGGAUUGCCUAUUCUUCGACCCUGCUCGUGAUGGUGUUAGCCUGUUGAAGAUUUGGAACAUGAACAAGUACAGUGGAGUGCUUGGAGUGUACAACUGCCAAGGUGCAGCAUGGAACAGCGUUGAGAGAAAGAACACAUUCCACCAAACUAAAUCUGAAGCUAUAUCAGGCUAUGUUAGAGGCCGAGAUGUCCAUCUCAUUGCUGAAGUUGCCAUGGACUCCAACUGGAAUGGUGACUGUGCUGUCUACUGUCACCGGAGUGGUGAGGUUGUUACUCGGCCUUACAAUGCUUCCAUGCCCGUGUCCCUCAAGCUCCUUGAGUACUNCAUGGACUCCAACUGGAAUGGUGACUGUGCUGUCUACUGUCACCGGAGUGGUGAGGUGGUUACUCGACCUUACAAUGCUUCCAUGCCCGUGUCCCUCAAGGUCCUUGAGCACGACAUUUUCACCGUUACCCCAAUCAAGGUCUUGACACCUGGGUUCAGCUUUGCGCCAUUGGGGCUCAUUGACAUGUUCAAUGCUGGUGGAGCCAUUGAGGCACUUAGAUAUGAAGCUCAUGGUGGUGCCCUGUUGUCAGAACUAAAAAAUGGAUAUGAAGGGGAAGGCAGUGGUGUUGCAAGCAAGAGGGUUGAGAACUUGAGCACAGAAGUAGUGGCAAUAGUUUCAAUGGAGGUUAAAGGGUGUGGCCGUUUUGGUGCUUACUCAUCGGCUAAGCCAAGGAAGUGCAUGGUGGGAUCAGGGUGGCAGACUUUGCAUAUGAUUCAGAGUCCGGAUUGGUGA
Molecule: messenger RNA, 2916 nt
Organism: Ilex paraguariensis (yerba mate)
Lineage: Eukaryota; Viridiplantae; Streptophyta; Magnoliopsida; Aquifoliales; Aquifoliaceae
Source: the annotation of a GenBank genome assembly